Messenger RNA from Arabidopsis lyrata subsp. lyrata, 1341 nucleotides. Its product is annotated as phosphoribosylglycinamide formyltransferase, chloroplastic. Gene Ontology annotation, biological process: 'de novo' IMP biosynthetic process. The record is from RefSeq and is a predicted model, not a curated record. Lineage: Eukaryota; Viridiplantae; Streptophyta; Magnoliopsida; Brassicales; Brassicaceae. The transcript is spliced from 5 exons. Gene Ontology annotation, cellular component: cytoplasm; chloroplast. Bases 116 to 1003 code for a protein of 295 amino acids. Gene Ontology annotation, molecular function: phosphoribosylglycinamide formyltransferase activity.
CUCUGUCGUUGACUCUCUUCUUGCGAGUUGCGACUUCUUCUUCGUCUUGUUCGUUGUGCUUCUUCUCUUUUCGCAGUCACUUAUUCCGACAAAAACCUCCGAUUAGACCGUCGGAAUGGAAUCACGGGUUUUGUUCUCGAGUCAAUUCAACUUCCCGGUGAAUUCACCGUUGAAGAACCGUGAAACCUCGAUUGCUCCGUUCACACCUCCCCGGAAUGUUCUCUCCUUGUCUUUCCGAAGUUCCGUAGACAGAUUUGCGGUGAGGAUCGGACCGCGACCGUUUGUAAAAGCUGUUUCGUUUGCUCCAAAGAUAGUAGCGGAGGUCGAUGAUGGUUCGAGAGACGAACCAAGAAGGAAGAAGCUUGCUGUGUUUGUGUCGGGAGGUGGUUCGAAUUUCAGGAAGAUUCAUGAGGGAUGCAGUGAUGGUUCUGUUAAUGGGGAUGUUGUUUUGUUGGUCACUAACAAAAAAGAUUGUGGAGGUGCUGAGUAUGCAAGAAGUAACGGCAUUCCUGUUUUAGUAUUCCCCAAAGCGAAACGAGAACCAUCCCAUGGACUCUCUCCUUCAGAGCUUGUAGAUGUACUUAGAAAAUAUGGUGUAGACUUUGUUCUUUUAGCUGGAUAUUUGAAACUUAUACCAUUCGAGCUGGUCCAAGCAUUUCCUAAACGGAUUCUAAAUAUUCAUCCUGCUCUUCUUCCGGCUUUCGGAGGCAAAGGUCUUUAUGGUAUAAGAGUGCAUAAAGCUGUUCUAGAAUCGGGAGCUAGAUAUUCAGGUCCGUCAAUUCACUUUGUCGAUGAGGAGUACGACACAGGGCAGAUACUUGCUCAAAGUGCAGUCCGAGUGAUUGCUAAUGACACACCAGAGGAGUUGGCCAAAAGGGUUCUUCAUGAGGAACACAAACUCUAUGUCGAAGUGGUGGCUGCGAUUUGGGAAGAGCGAAUUAAAUGGAGAGAAGACGGUGUCCCUCUCAUUCAGAGCAAAGAAAACCCUGACGAGUACUAUUAGAUCCUCAACAAAUGAAGUUACUCAUUGGAUGUCAGAUUAGUCACAUUUUCAAAUCAAAGUGUUUCAACCUAGGUUAUGUAGAAGAAGUUUUCUUGCCCAAAGUAUGGAUUGAGAAAUGUUUCUGAUGCUAAAUUUUGUUUCGGUUGGGUCAGAAUCAUAUGGAAGGAGAUGAAAUUCGAGCCAGGAGACAGCAUUUUAAUGCUUGUGUUGUAUAAUACCAACAGCCUUUAUUCAAUUUUUUCCUAGAGUGUUUUAUUACCAUGAAGUUUGGUUUCAUCUAUAAGAAGGUGCUUGCCUGUAUGCAGACAUUUCAUGGACUGUUAAUAGAGAAAAUUUCA